GUGACAACGAUUGCUUGAGUCUCAUUUUUCGAAAAUUUCGUCGGAGAUUCCAACAUCACAAAAAAACAAUCAAGCGCUUGUUUAAGAUGCUACUGUUUCUUCUUUACAACGUAUACUUGGGAUUUGCUAUACAUAAAACCUGGAGGAGUAACACAUCUUGGUGUAAUGGACCUCGUUUUCUUGUUCUCAUAACUAUAUUAACAUACGUGAUUGUCCUUCAUUCUAAGGUUCUAAAACCCUAUAUCUACUGCAAAUUAGCCAUAUGUUUGGAACCAGUGACAAAGCAUCUAAGGAAAGUAUCUACGCUCAAAUAUUUUGAAAUAUUAGCAUGGUUGGUUGUUUGGGGCUGCGUUGUUCUCUUCCUCGUUUUAGACACAAAAGGCGACCGUUACAGGCUAGUGUCUGCUGCGGGAUUACUUAUACUAGUAUUUUUAGGUUAUGUCUGCUCAAAGCACAGACGAAAGGUGCGUUGGCGGCCACUGUUGUUCGGCGUACUUAUCCAGUUCCUUCUGGGCUUGGUGCUGCUUCGAUGGCCAGCGGGCCGUGAUGCCUUCGUAUGUUUUGGAAACAAAGUCACUGCUUUCUUGGAUGUCACCGACAAAGGUUCUACAUUCGUCUUUGGAUACCUUGUCAGCGGUAAAAUGGAGGGAGAGAAAAUUCCCGACCAACCGGCCAUAUUUGCGUUUAAGGUUUUGAGCGUGGUGAUCUUUUUCAGCUUUGUGGUGUCUCUGCUGUACCAUUUGGGAGUGAUGCAAGUGUUGGUGUCUCGGUUGGGACAGUUGCUACGUUUCACAUUGGGAACUACUGCUUGCGAGUCGGCGUCUGCAGCGGCGAAUGUUUUCCUGGGCAUGACUGAAGCGCCUUUAUUGAUAAAACCCUACCUUCCUCUUCUGACAACAUCUGAGUUACAUGCCGUAAUGACGGGAGGGUUCGCUACAAUUGCAGGAUCCGUCCUAGCAGCUUACAUCAACUUUGGGAUCAGUGCUACGCACCUGUUAUCUGCUUCCGUGAUGAACGCCCCUGCCGCCCUGGCAUUCUCGAAGCUUGUUUACCCAGAAACAGAAGAUAGUCAGACUGAACUUAACAACAUCAAAAUGGACAAAGGUUCUGAGGGAAGUGCUCUGGAGGCGGCUUGCAACGGUGCUUCUUCGGCUGUGAAAUUGGUCAGCAACAUCGCCGCCAAUCUCAUAGCAUUCGUGGCUUUCAUCGCGCUCAUAAACAAUCUGCUCAGCUGGUUUGGAUCCUUGCUUGAUUGGGAAGAGUUUAAUUUUGAGUGGAUCUUGUCGAAAUUGUUCGUUCCUUUGUCUCUACUACUCGGCGUGGAUUGGGAGGACAAAGAAAGAGUGGCUAAUCUAAUAGGACUCAAAACUGUGGUCAACGAAUUCGUCGCAUACAGACAACUAGCCACCUAUCAAGAGGCAAAAAUGUUGACCGCGCGAUCAUCUGCCAUCGCAACAUACGCACUGUGUGGAUUUGCCAACUUGUCUUCCAUUGGUAUUCAAGUGGGUGCUCUUGGAGCACUAGCUCCCUCUCGUAAAGCAGACGUUGCACGUAUAGCACUGAGUGCUAUGAUGUGCGGUUCGGCCACUUGCUUCAUGACAGCUUGCGUAGCAGGUACUCUGUUGACGCAUUGAAGAAGACUGGAGAAAUUUUCUAUUCUUUGGUUGAACCAAAGUUCUGUCACUCUUCAAAAAUGCAUGUAGCAUGCGUUGAAUUCACAACAGAUAUACGCACAAUCGUUAGUUACUAUUCUAAGUCUUCCUCUGCAGUCCACGACAGC
This is a messenger RNA of Uloborus diversus, 1780 nucleotides long. RefSeq names its product solute carrier family 28 member 3-like (gene CNT2). Gene Ontology annotation, cellular component: membrane. Gene Ontology annotation, biological process: nucleoside transmembrane transport. Gene Ontology annotation, molecular function: nucleoside:sodium symporter activity. The record is from RefSeq and is a predicted model, not a curated record. The coding region runs from base 87 to 1634 and encodes 515 amino acids. The transcript has 11 exons. NCBI's taxonomy places the organism in Eukaryota, Metazoa, Arthropoda, Arachnida, Araneae, Uloboridae.